Messenger RNA from Gongylonema pulchrum, 210 nucleotides. The record is from the annotation of a GenBank genome assembly. NCBI's taxonomy places the organism in Eukaryota, Metazoa, Nematoda, Chromadorea, Rhabditida, Gongylonematidae.
AUGAUUCUGCUUCGAACACUACAUCGCGAUAUUGCACGUUAUAAUCAGCUUGAUAAUGAGGAAGAUGCGCAAGAAGAAUUUGGCUGGAAAUUGGUACACGGUGAUGUAUUUCGUCCACCGCGCCAUGCGAUGUUCUUGUCUGUAUUCGUUGGUAGCGGAUGUCAGGUGCUCUUCAUGGUUGCCAUCACUCUUGGCCAUCUUUCCUCGUGA